UAUGGGGGGAACAAGUCUCCCCAGGGAUUAAGUCUCCUCAGUCUCCCCAUAAAGGCGGGGUUGGGUAUUAGAGGGUCGAGUAAUGAAAAUGCUGUCCUUCUCAAUCAACCCCCUACAACCUACAGAGUAGCUCUGCCGCUAAACAUGCACUAAGCAUACAAGAUCUCAAUAUGUCACCAAACUGUGCUUAAAGUAUUAAUUACAAGCAGAUCGCACGCAUCAGUUGAUACACAUUUUGCUACAUCAUUCAAGUUACUUCGUUUCCAAUACGCGCCAGUUGGAAGCGCGCUAUCAAAGCGACACAAUGUCUUUGAAAGACAAAUCUGCAGUGGUUCUUGGUGGCUUAGGUGGAAUCGGGUUCGAGAUAGGUAAACAUCUGCUCCGUAAUGGAAUAUCGAAACUGUUUCUGCUUGAUAUCGUCCAAAACUUCGAUGCUGAAAAACGUGCUGAGCUCCAAAGCUGCAACGUGGAAGGUGUGAUCUUUUACAAACAAUGCGAUAUUGCCAAGAAAGAUCAAAUGGAAAAACUACUUCGUUCUGAUGUCGUUCAGAAGCUGCAUUUCAUUGACAUUUUCGUGAAUGCAGCUGGAAUCAUCAACGAACAAAAUCCUGAGCUGGUUGUGGCGGUUAAUUUGACCGGAGUUAUCAACAGUUCUCUUAUAGCGUUGGACAUAAUGUCUCUGGAGAACGCAGGUCUCGGAGGAUACAUCGUCAACCUUGCCUCUACCGCAGGUCUGGAACCGUUCCCGUACUGUUCUGUAUACACUUCCACGAAACAUGCGAUAGUUGGAUUCACAAGAAGUUUAGGGAUCGAUACCGUACUUGUAAAAACGGGAGUAAAGUUCAUCACAAUUUGCCCGGGUGCAACGGAAACUGCCCUUUUUCGACAGAAUAAUAUGGGAAGCGUUUUCCUUCUACCGUGGAUGGAAGAUCCGGGGAAGCAGAUGAUGAGACAAAUUCCAGUGCAAAGCCCAAGCACUGUCGGGGAGUGUGUCAUCCGAGCUCUUGUCGAAGGUGAAACAGGAUCCGUAUGGAUCUGUGCUGCCGGAAAGAUUCAAUGUGCAACACUGCCACUCAGUUGGAACGAGUGGAACAGCUCCCAUGACGGCUGAUUUGUUUUGUGUGAAAUUAUGUAAAUCAUUCAAUUAAGUAUGAACAACUCGUGAAAAAAGUAUACAU
Aedes albopictus (Asian tiger mosquito) is the source of this 1178-nucleotide messenger RNA. RefSeq names its product alcohol dehydrogenase 1-like. The coding region runs from base 305 to 1111 and encodes 268 amino acids. Gene Ontology annotation, cellular component: cytoplasm. Gene Ontology annotation, molecular function: oxidoreductase activity, acting on the CH-OH group of donors, NAD or NADP as acceptor. Lineage: Eukaryota; Metazoa; Arthropoda; Insecta; Diptera; Culicidae. The record is from RefSeq and is a predicted model, not a curated record. The transcript is spliced from 5 exons.